Molecule: messenger RNA, 915 nt
Organism: Didymosphaeria variabile
Lineage: Eukaryota; Fungi; Ascomycota; Dothideomycetes; Pleosporales; Didymosphaeriaceae
Exons: 2
Coding region: 1-915 (304 amino acids)
Biological process (GO): mRNA 3'-end processing
Cellular component (GO): mRNA cleavage and polyadenylation specificity factor complex
Molecular function (GO): mRNA binding
Source: RefSeq, a predicted model, not a curated record
AUGGCACCCAACGACAAGGCCGGUCGCGUUGUGUUUAUUGGUAACAUUCCCUAUGGCGGCAAUGAGGAAAUCAUCAUAGAGACGCUGGGCCGCGUUGGCCAAGUCCUUAACUUCCGGCUCGUCUACGACAAGGAAACUGGCCGACCCAAGGGGUUUGGCUUCGCAGAGUUCGCAGACAGCGAUUCAGCAGCCUCCGCAGUUCGCAACCUGAACGACCAUGAGUUGAUGGGAAGGAAACUGCGGGUGGAUUGGUCGAACGACAAUGGCGCUGGCGACAACGCGCCCGCGAACAACUCGGCACCAGUCAAUGGACAGCUAGACGUUGCUGCUGCAGCAGCACCACAGUCCUCCGCGCUCCCUCCGCUCCCACCUGGCGCCGAGCUCCAGCCCAACCUUUCGUGUCCAGAUUCGAUAUCUCUCACACUCAACACUCUUCCUCCACCGCAGCUGCUCGACAUCAUUUCUCAGAUGAAGGGUCUGGUCAUGACCGAGCCCGCAAAGGCUACGGAGGUUUUCAGGCAGGCACCACAACUCGCCUACGCGAUAUUUCAGGCACUUCUGCUCUUAAAUCUUGUCGAUACCAACGUCCUCGGCUCGCUCAUCGAUCCGGCCCCUCCAGCGGCAGCAGCUCCUCCGCCGCAACCACAACCACCUGCACCGCAGCCCGCUCGGCCACCGCAAAGCUAUUCCGGUUACACUCCUCAGCCUGUCCCAACACCGCCGCAAGUAGUGCAGCAACCGUAUGGCCAGCCGCCUCAGCCAGCCCAACUGGCUUUGUCUCCGGAACAGCUCGCAGCGUACCAGCAAGUCAUGGCAUUGACUCAGCAGCAAAUCGAUUCCUUAGAUCCGGCGUCGCGUGCGCAGAUUAUGGCGCUGAGGCAACAGUUCGCCGCGUUGGCCGGUGGUCGCGUAUAA